AUGUUCAACUACGCUCGCGACAAUCAACCCUGCAUUAUUUUUAUGGACGAAAUCGACGCUAUCGGUAGCAGACAUCUUUCAGAAGAAAUCUCUGCUGAUUGUGGAAUCCAAAGUACUCUGAUGGAAUUGCUCAAUCAAAUGGACGACUUCGACACGCUCGGAAAGGUGAAAAUGAUCAUGGCGACGAACAGACCUGACACGCUGGAUCCUGCACUUUUGCGACCCGGUUGUUUGGACAAAAAGAUCGAAAUCCCACUGCUAAAUGAGCAAGCUCGACUUGACAUUUUGAAGAUUCACUCGCGUCCACUCGCUACUCACGGAGGAAUUGACUUCGAGGCGGUUGCCAAGCACUCGGAUACAUUUAAUGGAGCUGAUUUGCGAAACAUUUGUACAGAAGCAGACAGUUUUGUAAUGGUGAAAUUGUUGGCCGAUCUCAAAGUAGGAGAAAUUCGUAAAGAGCUUGCUUCGGUGCAAGAAAGUACGAGGGGCAAGAAAGCUGAGCUUCUCCAAAGAUUAUCCGACUUUUUGACAAGCAAUGACUUUAAUCCCGAUACCUACGAUUUUGCUACUCAUUCUCUGAUGCCGGUAUCUGACGGCGAAGGAGAACUUCACAUUGUCGAAAAUGAGCAAGAAUCCUCUGCCACGGACGCAGAAGACCAUGAAGUCCAAGAAAUUCACGAUGGAACCUUGAGAGUGACAGUUUUCGAGUCGAAGGAUGAAGCUGACAGCCAAUGUGAUAAUCUCCAAAAUGGGGUUAAAUUCGUGCACAAGCCCCAUCGGUCGUUUCUACGACUUAUGCAAUCCAAGGGGGUCCCCAAACGCGGGAAAGAUUGGCGAUCAUGGGAAACGUCGGCUAUCGGGGUCAUUCUACAGCCAAUUUUUGGGUUGGAUGGUUUUGGCGAUUACGACUUUGCAGUUGUGGAGGAAAUAAAAAAAACUCGAACUGGGCUAGAGUUUAGACAUUGCAUAGAGAGAUUAGACUUGUUCUAUUCUCUAAACAUAACACCAGAUGAGAAUGGGGCUGUCUUAGGUGAUGAGUACAUACACACCAUCGACAAACUUCUCUGUGCAGAAAAGAAGCGAUUUUGUCUUCCCCAGCGCCACGAACUUACUUCAUUUAUUUAUACACCAAAAAGCAAAUGGAAGAGAAAAGAAAAAAAACAAGUUAAAUUGCACAUCUCGCCUGAUAACUACCCCAUCCUCGAAUGGAAACAUUUCCAGUCCAUCGCCGAAUGUUUCAUCACCAAAAAACAUCGGUACUACAAACUUUACAUGAAAGAACGAAGCAAAAUGACGAAUGGAGUUUUCCGGAAACAUAUACGACAAUCAGCAAGUGAUUUUCAUGCCCGAUAUGGUGAUAUAACAGCAAGAUCCCAUCUUGUGCAAAUUGAUCAUAUUGAUGAUUUUGAAAAUGCGACUCGAAUCGCCCAAGAGGGCGCGAUAGCUGAGGGAGAUGGAGAUAUCAGCCUUGCAAUCGAAAAAUACGCCGAAGCAAUCGCCUUGGAUCCGACGAACAAGGUCUACUUCGGUUAUCGAUCGGACGCGCUCCUCCAACAAGAGCAGUUCCCCGAAGCUCUUAGUGACGCGGUGAAAGCAAUUGAACUUGAGCCCACAUGGCCAAAAGGCUACGCCUUGAAAGGGCAGAUUUUGAUGGCAACAAAGAAAUUUGAGGAGGCAAAAGUCGAGUUCGGAAUGAUGAAAAAGUUCGAUGAAUCUCCUGACGAAGCUAUCGAAUGGUUAAAUAUCUGCCAGCAAGAAGAGGAAAAGGAAUGUGCUCAUCGUGAACGAACUGAAGAAAGCGUCAAUCAAGCUACGUUGGAAAGAAAGCAAAAGGAGCAAGAGAUCGCUUCGGCAGAAGAUGAACAGCCUGCGCUCGAAGUAAAACGAAACGAGUAUCGAGAAAAAACUGGUGUCGUCUUGGAGAAAGUCAGCAAAAAGCCUGUUCGGCGCAGAAAGCGUUUGUUGAGCAGUGACGAGGAAGACGCAGCGGCUAGUUCAAGCGAUGAGAAGAAGAAGAAACAACGAGACUCGGAUGAAGAGACACCUGUUCUAUCGCCUUUCAAUCCCAAGCACAAUAAUACAGAAGUCACUGAAGACGAUUCGUCUUCCGAUGAUGAUUCCAACGCAGAGGCCGAUGUACAACAGCAAGCGAUGCUUUCGUCGAUCAGUGGUGAAGAAGCCGGACCACCAAAGCCACAGAAAGACACUUUGGUUAGUUCAAACGAUGGAGCAUCUACUGAUAUUGCGGCUCCAACGCCGGUGGUCGCUGCUUUGGAUGAUCAGAAGAUCGCUGAAAUGCGUGCCAAGAUCUGGGAGUCGAACGAAAAGCUCAAAUUGCUGGGCGCUAGAAUCCAGAAGUUCGAUAAUAAGAGCGUUAACAGGAUGAGGUUUCGCUCUAUGAUCGACUUCUUGCGUCUAGCUUACGAUCAAAUGUCGAAAAAGCUUCAUCAUCUCGUCGAAACCGCCGGCAAGGAAGGGCUUGCACCCUUGGAAAUGGAAGUCGCAAGUUUGGGAAAAUCGCUGGAGCAGUUGUCUAGCGAUAUUUUUGACGAAGAGAUGCACUGGCACAAUCAGCAGCAUGAAUUGGACAGAAUCAACCAAGAAAAACGGCAGCCACAUCAGCCAGCGAUCGCAACUCCUCAUCAACACAGUCAACUGUCAAAUAUGCCGUCACAGCAUUUUCAACCUCCUCCUCAAAUGAGCUUCAACCAGCGAUUUACUCCCCAAAAUAAUUUUGGCCCCCCUCAGCAGAUUCCUCCUCAUCAUCAGAUUCCUCCUCAUCAGCAGAUUCGUCCUCAUCAUCAGAUUCCUCAUCACAGACAGUUCAUGCAACCACUUGGCAACAGCCAGAUGAAUUUGCCACGCCGUGGACCAGUGGCGAAAAAUGGAUGCAAACCAGCGCAAUCCACAAAAAGAAAAAGAACAAAGAAUUAA
Messenger RNA from Oikopleura dioica, 2934 nucleotides. Lineage: Eukaryota; Metazoa; Chordata; Appendicularia; Copelata; Oikopleuridae. The record is from the annotation of a GenBank genome assembly.